Metarhizium brunneum ARSEF 3297 is the source of this 1554-nucleotide messenger RNA. It is a transcript of the gene cysB, whose product is annotated as Cystathionine beta-synthase. Gene Ontology annotation, cellular component: cytoplasm. Gene Ontology annotation, molecular function: cystathionine beta-synthase activity. The record is from RefSeq and is a predicted model, not a curated record. Lineage: Eukaryota; Fungi; Ascomycota; Sordariomycetes; Hypocreales; Clavicipitaceae.
AUGGCUAGCGGAGUGCCUCAUGUUGGGCGCAAGCCUGCCACUGUCCUCUCCGCCACCGAGCUGAUCGGCAACACUCCCCUCGUCCGACUCAACAAGGUGCCUCAGUCGCUCGGCGUAGAAUGCGACGUUUACGCAAAGACGGAGCUGUUCAAUGCCGGCGGCAGUGUCAAGGACAGGAUUGCCUUGCGAAUGGUGGAGGAGGCCGAGAAGAGUGGCAGGAUAAAGCCGGGCGAUACUUUGAUUGAGCCCACCAGCGGCAACACCGGCAUUGGUCUGGCCCUCGUUGGUGCCAUCAAAGGCUACAAAACCAUCAUCACCAUGCCCGAGAAAAUGUCGGCCGAAAAAGUUUCUGUGCUUCGAGCCCUCGGCGCCACCAUCAUCCGUACUCCCACCCAGGCCGCCUGGGACGCUCCCGAAUCGCACAUUGGAGUCGCGCGCCGUCUUGAAAAGGAAAUCCCCAACGCCCAUAUCCUCGACCAGUACGGUAAUGCCGAUAACCCGCUUGCCCACGAGCAUGGUACCGCUGAGGAGAUAUGGGAACAGACGGGUGGCAAGAUUACUGCUGUUGUUGCUGGUGCUGGCACUGGCGGCACUAUUACCGGUAUUGCCCGUGGCUUGAAGAAGCACAGCAAGGACAUCAAGGUUAUUGCUGCCGAUCCUCAGGGCAGUGUUCUUGCUCUGCCGGAAUCCCUGAACCAGGAGCAUGUGAAUGAGCCGUACAAAGUGGAGGGCAUUGGAUACGACUUCAUCCCAGAUGUUUUGGACCGUGAAAUUGUUGACAAGUGGUACAAGACGGAUGACGAGGAGUCGUUUGUCCUUGCGAGACGCUUGAUUGCCGAAGAAGGUCUUCUCGUCGGCGGCUCUUCUGGAUCGGCCAUGGCUGCCAUGCUCAAAGCCGUCAAGGACUACGGUUUCAAGAAGGGUGAUGUUGUGGUUGUCGUGUUGCCCGAUAGCAUCCGCAGCUACUUGUCCAAGUUUGCCGACGACGACUGGCUCGCCGCCAACGGUCUCCUGUCCACCGGCAGCGCUGAAACCUCCCUCGCCAAGAACGCCACUGGCGGUGAUGCUUCCGAUCCCUACGCUGGUGCUACCAUUGCCUCUCUCCGUCUGAAGCCGGUUACUUCUGUCGUCGAUACUGCUCCGUGCUCCGAAGCCAUUGAGACUAUGCGUGACAAGGGCUUCGAUCAGCUUCCGGUGCUGUCUGCCACCUCCAAGCUUGUCGGUAUUGUCACCCUCGGCAACCUGCUGUCAUACAUCUCCCGUGGCCGGGCCACACCCCAGAACCCCGUCAAGGACGUCAUGUUCAACUUUAGCCGUCUGGACGAAAUUGUCACCGAUCCCCGACAGAGCGCUUCCGUGGCCAAGACCACUGGCCCCAAGCGAAAGUUUGUCGAAAUUACCCUGGAUACGCCACUAUCUACCCUUAGCAAGUUCUUUGAGUGGAACAGCGCCGCAGUCGUGACAGCACGCAGUGACGAGAAGGGAUCAUUGUCCAAGCCUAUUGGUGUUGUUACAAAGGUUGAUUUGUUGACUUGGAUGGUCAACAAGAAAUAA